CUAUCUGAAGUCUACCGGAGGACAUGAGUGUCAUUGUGAAGAUUCCUUUGCUUGGUCAUGUGACAUCUGUGACACCUAUGGUGCAUGCAGCAAUGCUAGUACAUUCACCUGUGACUGCAUUAAUGGCAUCCCUCCGUUUGGACAGUUCUGUAAACCAAUCUCAAGUAUCAACCCAUGUCCACAACCACAACUAAAAGAAGCUUCAGUGGACACUCUUCUCACCAUGACCACAUUCAACACUGAGCCAGAGGAACUCAUUGUUCAACUAAGAAAAGCUGUGGAAAAUGUCCCUUUACCUUUCAACAUUACAAUUGAUUUAAUACUGACAAGCUUAAAUUUGACCACAGCCUGCUAUUCAGACUUUAAGGGACAAGAGCAAUGUCAGUGUGAGGAUCCAUAUCUAUGGCCAUGUGACAUCUGUGAGAUUUAUGGUACAUGCAGUAAUGCCAGUAUGCAAACCUGCGACUGCAUAAAUGGAAUUCCUCCAGAUGGCCAGUAUUGUGAAUUAAAUAUAAUCACCACAUGUCCAACAACAACAACAACAACAACAACAACAACAACAUCACCACCAACAGAAAGUAUAACUCGUACAACCCUGACAAUAGACGAGAGGUCGUUGUCGUUCACAAUGGGGAUCGAAUUUGACGAAUUAUACAACAAUAUAAAUAAUGAAGUUCACCAGAGAUGUUUAGGUUCUAUUGAAACACAAUCUGCGAUCCAUAUCCCAGGUCUACUAUCAGCGAAUCUUUCAGGCUUCAGGAAUGGUAGCACCAUUGGUGACUUUGAAAUUACUGCAAAUACUCCAAUUCAAGACCCAGCUGUUGAUGCACUUCUAGUGGCAUUAUUCAAUGACCUGAGAAACACAUUUCCUAUGGUAUUUGAGAGCCGUAGAGACUUAAUACUUCAACCAGAUGUUUUAUUUUUCGACGACACUUUGAGUGUGACAUGUGGCCCGCCACCAGAAGAGCUAGAGUUUCGUAUCACCUUGUCAGAGUGGACACGUGAUGGUGUUUUAAUAAAUGAAGACGAUCGACACAGCUUUUCACAAGUUAAUGGAGUGCCAACACUUACGAUCACAAAUUAUUUUUCCACUGACAAUGGACGCUAUCAAUGUCAGCUGUUUGAUCAGAAUUCAAGUUUCCGACAGGACUCUAAUGAAAUACUCAGUCUUUUGGAAACACCCACAAUCCAGAUGGUUCCCCUCCAAAACACUAUCUUGUGUGAUGUUGGGCAGCAAGUGUCACUAGAGUGCACUGUCCAGGACCCCUACCAGGUGGAGUUUAAAGACAUCCCAAAUGCAGAAACAGGCCCUGCAAUCCGACAUCUGAUAACAAUCACACAGGCAGACUGUGAUAACCAAGAAUUAAACAUUACUUGUCAAGUGAUUGAUUUUUUGCAAUUCAAACGGAUUCUAACAUUGGUGUUAGUGGCUGAUGGUGCAUUCACAUGUGAUGCUGAUCCAGUAUUUGGAAAUGGAUUUUUAAAUGAUACGGGUAGAGCUACUUGUGAACUAAAUGAGGUGGGAGAGAAGACUGCCAUUUGCAGGGAAAGUGGAGAAUGGGAAGAUCGAGCAGACAAUUGCACCCUCCAAAGGAUUGCGCAACUAAUCUUUGAAUCUGGGUUUUUGACUGAAGGGACGUUGUCAGAUUUCUUGGAAGAACUCAGGAUCACCACUCUUGAACUAAGUCAGCAAGUGACUGAAUCUCCUAACAAUAUUGAGGCCAUUGUUACAAUUCUCAACAAUGUAGCAACGUUUGUAACAACAUUUAAUAUCGAGAUAAGUCAGGACUCCAUGGAGGAUAUUCUUAUCACUACUGAUGUCCUUACUAGAGAUGAGGCAAGAGAAUCAUGGGACAUUCUCAACCUUGAAGCAGUCAUUGAGACCAUAGAAACAAGAAACAUCACUCCCAGAAAUGAGAGUGUCAGCUCAUUAUUGUUGUUUGGUCUUGAGGGUAUAGCGAGUAGGCUAAUCAAUGCCUCGUUUAACAUUGAAACACCUUUGAUUCUCUUGAACAAAACUACAUUCACCAACACUUUCAAUGGGGAUUUUAAUUCUACAGUGGAGAUAGACAUAGAGGAGUCUAGUGGGCCAACAAACCUCACUGUGAUAACCUUUGAAUCAUUGGAUAAUGUACUUCCCCCAAGAGAUGAAAACAACUCUACAGGCAGGGUAAUCAAUGGGAGAGUCGUACUUGUUCAGUCUGACACCACCGUGGACAAUGUCUCUUUCACAUUUGACAUUAUAAAUGAGACUCUGGGGAACCCUCAGUGUGUGUUCUGGAACUUUACUCUCUUUGAAGGUCUUGGAGGAUGGGACGAUGAAGGCUGCGAGCUAGUUGACAGAGAUGACGAAACGGUUACAUGUCAGUGUGACCACCUAACCUCCUUUUCAAUGCUAAUGUCACCCUUUGUUCCAAACAGACGUGUGUUGGAUUUCAUAACCUACAUUGGCGUCGGUAUUUCCAUGGCAUCCCUAGUUAUAUGCCUCAUUAUUGAGGCGUUUAUAUGGAAAAAAGUUAGGAAGAGCAACACAUCACACUUGCGCCAUGUUUCCAUUGUUAACAUUGCACUGUCUCUCCUGAUUGCAAACAUUUGGUUCAUUAUUGGUGCAAGUAUCUCGGAAGGUGAUCAAAGGAAUCCAGAUGCAUGCACUGCUGCUACCUUUUUCAUCUGCUGGCUAAAUUGGGAAAGGUCACGAGCGCUGCUGGCAUUUGUGAUCCCGGCACUGCUCAUUGUGUUUAUAAACAUUGUAAUCCUAAUUGUGGUGAUAGUAAAAAUACUGCAGAGUCGGGGGAUGACAAGCACUGCACAAGACGAUGAGAAGUAUGUCCUGGUGGUCAUUAUUCGGAGCUUGGCCAUCCUCACACCCUUUUUUGGAAUAACUUGGAGUCUUGGAGUUGGAAUCUUAAUUGACCCAACUAAUCUAGGAAUGCACAUAGCCUUCGCCUUCUUCAAUUCUCUGCAGGGUUUCUUCAUAUUAGUUUUUGGAACUCUCUUAGACAAAAAGGUCCGGUCAGAAAUUUCAGUUUUCAAAUCGUCUACAAGUUCUGGAAGCGGGACAAGGACGACGAGUUCUGCAAAUUCAUCAAGUGGAUGGCAGAUAUGGAAGAACUUUGGAAGAAGAGGUGGCAACAACGUGUCAUCAGAUUUAUCUUCAUCUCAGGCGAUCAAUGCUUGAUGUCUCCUGCGAACAUCUCUGCUCAGGCUGACCAAGCAACAAACUGUUUCCAGAAAGUGUGUGAAUGCGCAGAGAUAAGCUGUUACACUAAUGCUAAAGUACUUUAAUACUACUGUCCCGUUGUCUACUUAUUAUAAUUCCAUCCACGACUCUAUCAACUAAACACAUUUGACAGCAGUACUAUUGCCUUGAAACUGGUGACCUAUUUAGGAUUUACUUUGUCCCAAACAGACCCCAAACACUGUUACUUGUUUCUAAAUAUUGGACUCUAUCUGCAUGAUCGUAGGCAGGUUUACGAACAAAGAAGCAAUCGUGUGGCAAUGAUACGAUAACUUUUUUUUUUUUUUUUUUUUGCUGUCAAGUUUGCAAAGUAUCUAAGGAUUGCUAAAUUACCAAUUGCUUUAAAUCAUUAACCAAUGGUAUAGUCCUCAAAAUAUUUCUUCUGCAUUUUGGUUGGUGACGUAAUCUCACAGAAAAUAAUUGAUGAUUUUGUAUGGAUACGUGAUUGUUAGAGUUGUUAAUUUAAUAACACAUUAGACCCAAAAUAUUGUAAUUAAUUUGCGAAGGGCUUUUUCUUUUGUCUGACCUGUCCAGGCAAAGUUUUGAUUAUCCUACACAGGUCAGUGAAUUUGCAUGAAUUUACUGGAGGUGCAUUGCAACGACUGGCAUAGGAUUAUCAGUUGAAGUAAAAUUAUUAAAGAAUAAAUAUCACAGCAUGACAGGAGGCAAUUUAAAAGCAUUCACUGUUUUCAUGAUUUAUAUCAUUAAAUAAGUUUGAUACACUUGCAAGACAACGUUAUCAUAAGCUGUUUGAAGCACUUUACAAAUAUAUGUGUGAUAAAUUAUACCUUAUACUUAGUGUGUACAGUAUGUUUCCUCUAAUCAAAUGUACAAUACAACAGGUAACUCUUGACAAAAGUCACAGAGGCUCAGGAUUGUCUUACUUUUAAAAUGUUUAACGUUCUGUAAUACGCUUUACUACUUUGCGGAAUUAUUCUUUAGUCACAAAACGUUAGGGAUACUCAGCUUUGGAGUGAAAUUUCAGGAUUAACCUAAAAUGCCUUUCAACCUUUACAGGUGGACUUAAUUUGACCUUCUUUCAACAUUUGAAUGCACUGGUCAAUCACUUCAAUGUUUCACUACAUUUUGCACAUCUUUCUGUUCUUUAUCAAGGAGCUGAAUGACAAAAUUAGCAACACUCUAAGCACAAUAGCCACUGUCCUCUGAAACAUCCCGUUUGAAGCUUUGUAAUGGCGAGGUACUGUUGAUUAGGUUAAAUUUUGGUCUCUUGAAUGUAAAGAGCGAGAUGAAGAGGACUGUUUAAAUACCAAGUCUAAUUAAACCAGGAAACUAAUUGGUCAAUUCAUGGAUCAAACACUUUUUGUGUAUUUUUCUGUUCAUCUCCUUGUUAGAGAAGAGCAAGUUGUUCAAAAACUACCUGAACAUUGAACAGUUGGUCAAAAUAAGAGUAAUACGCAGUAUACAGUGCAUUUUAGACUCAACCUAAAAUUUUACCUGAAAGCCAAAUAUCCCGAACUUUUUGUGAGUAGUGUAUGUAUUUUUAGUGCAGAAGCAGUUAUAUACUGACUGUGUUAGUCAAGGACAUCAUUUGUGUAACACUAUUGUACACGUUUGUAUAUUUUUCCUGUCUUACCUGUUAGUGUUAUUUAACAUACUUCCAUUAAGGGAGUAUAUUAUACUAUGUUGCGAUACAGUAUGUUCCGUGUUCAAAUGAUUCAAUAAUUAAUUCAAGACAUCAUUAAAAACAUAGAUAAUGAAGUGUAUUUGUAAAUUAAUGUGUACGUGAUGAUUAAAAUGUUGAA
Molecule: messenger RNA, 5001 nt
Organism: Phycodurus eques (leafy seadragon)
Lineage: Eukaryota; Metazoa; Chordata; Actinopteri; Syngnathiformes; Syngnathidae
Product: adhesion G protein-coupled receptor F5-like
Exons: 19
Coding region: 224-3178 (984 amino acids)
Biological process (GO): G protein-coupled receptor signaling pathway; cell surface receptor signaling pathway
Cellular component (GO): membrane
Molecular function (GO): G protein-coupled receptor activity
Source: RefSeq, a predicted model, not a curated record